AUGUUCGACGACAGCGUCCCCUUCGAUGGUCAUGCCGCGCUGACAAUCAUUCUUCCCUCAUAUGCUCUGCUAUACCUCGAAGCUAUCCUUGUCCAACUCUCUGGCACCCGGUUGCUACGCCUGGCGCUGCUACCAUGCGGCCUAUACUUCAUGCUGCAGUCCGCGAAGGUCGACCAGACCUCUAUGUUCCCAGACAGUUACAAGUCUAGGCUAACUUACUUCAACCUGGGGAACAUCACAAUCAUGCUCACCCUCGCCAUGCAACUGAUCACCUUCGCAACAGCACCAAGACCCCUUUACCGCAUCGACCAUACGCCCUCGAAUCCCACCAAACCCUCCCUCCCCACCCUCCUCUCCAACGCCCUCGACCUCAUGUUCAACGCCCGCGGCAUCGGCUGGAACUGGGGGACCUCCAUCCCAAAACCCACCUACCCAACCCGCCGACCCCGCGCCAUCCUCUACUCCCUCGCAUCCUUUACUUUGCACACUCUCCUCGUCGAUGCCGUACUCUCGGCCAUGUACACCCUCAACCCGGCGCUCCGGAACCCUGAGGGCGCGUCGAUGUACGUGGAUCACACUGGAGCGCCAUUGUCACCCCUCACUACUACCGUCAUCACCCUCUGCAUGGGCACCAUCAUCUACGCCGCCGUCGUCUACCCCUACGACGCCGUGCGCACUACCGCGCUCCUCUUGGGCGCCGACCCCGCGCGCUGGCCGCCCUUGUUCGAUAAACCCUGGACUGCGACUUCGCUCAAAGAUUUGUGGGGCCGCCGCUGGCACCAGAUGUUCCGGCAUAGCUUCGUGGUGCUGGGUGCGAAGCCUGCACGGAAAAUUGGGAAAUAUCUAGGUGGAAAAAUCGGCGCCCGCGUCCUGGGCCUCCUCGGCGCUUUCGCCCUCUCUAGCCUCCUCCACAGCUUACCCCUCCACGGCAUGGGCCGCGGCGGGGACGCCUUCCGUGUCUCGAUGUUCUUCAUGAUGAUGGGUCUGGGUAUCAUUCUCGAGGAUGGCUGGCAGAAAUGGACUGGCAGAACCAUCGGUGGGGUGUCGGGACGGAUAUGGACCUUCGUGUGGUUGUUGGGAUGGGGCCACUUCCUCGUCGAGGCGUACUGUCAGAAGGGCAUCGCUGGAGCCUUGUGGUUCCGCAUAGUGACCUUUAGUUUGUACGGUAUACCGGAGCAUGCUUGAAAUACUCACCGCAAUAUCUGACCGC
Molecule: messenger RNA, 1210 nt
Organism: Schizophyllum commune H4-8
Lineage: Eukaryota; Fungi; Basidiomycota; Agaricomycetes; Agaricales; Schizophyllaceae
Exons: 2
Coding region: 1-1185 (394 amino acids)
Biological process (GO): lipid metabolic process
Source: RefSeq, a predicted model, not a curated record